Messenger RNA from Jatropha curcas, 1859 nucleotides. RefSeq names its product transcription factor DIVARICATA. Gene Ontology annotation, molecular function: DNA binding. The record is from RefSeq and is a predicted model, not a curated record. NCBI's taxonomy places the organism in Eukaryota, Viridiplantae, Streptophyta, Magnoliopsida, Malpighiales, Euphorbiaceae.
GUGCCACACUCCAAUGCCAAGCAGCCACCUUUUAAGUCUCCUUUUCUCUCUCAAAAACUCUUCUUUUCACCUUAACUCAACCAAAUCAAACUCCAAAAAACUAUACCUUCCUUCUGAUUCUUCUGUUCUUGAUAUCACUCGCUCAAUUGUUCUCUCUCUAAUUUAGUCUAUAUAUUCUCUUUCUGCUAUCUUUUACUGUCCUGCUGAUCUCUGAGCAAGUCUGUUGUCUUCUUUCACCACUUGAUUGCCUUUUCCUAGUUGACAAUAUUGCUAUUAGUGCUUUUUGUAAUAGUGUUGCAAAUUUUAUGGGUAUAAAAUAUGAGUUAGUGAUUCAUUUUCUUCAAGUUUUGAUUUCCUUUCUUUUCCUUUUUUCAAAUUCUCUGCUUCAUUUUAAAAAUCAAAAUCUGGGAUUUGCCCCAGGUUUCAUUCCUGUUGAGAAGAUCAAAUUUUUGUUUUUCUUUUAAAGCCUCUUUUCUGGAUUCUUUCAGAUUCUUAAAAGUUGGGUCUUUAUUGGUUUCGUAAGUUUUUACUAAUUUUGCUAAGAAAAAGAGAUUCUAAAUUUAAUGCCAUUUCAUAUUAUAAUAAGACUCAAACUUUGCAUAUGCUGUGUUUCAGUUCAAUAUGAAUUUGUUGUAAGCAAUUGCAUUUUUAAGUAGAAAUAGGCAUGGAAACUCUAUAUCCCGCUUUUUGCAUGUCAAAUUCAAAUUGGUUCAAUCAAAGCACAGAAUGGACUAAAGAGGAGAACAAGGAGUUUGAAAGGGCUUUGGCUAUGUACGAUGAACAUGAACCAGAUAGAUGGACAAAAGUAGCAGCAAGAAUUCCAGGAAAGACAGUUUAUGAUGUGAUUAAGCAAUAUAGGGAGCUAGAAAUGGAUGUCAGCGACAUUGAAGCUGGGAAAGUACCAAUUCCUGGUUACCUCAGCUCUCCUUUUACAUUGGAGUGGGUUGAUGACCGCGAUUUUGAUGCCUAUAGAAAGAGGCCUUUGCCUACUAAAAAUGGUGAUCAGGAGAGGAAGAAAGGUGUUCCAUGGACUGAAGAUGAACACAGGCGGUUCCUUAUGGGGCUUCUAACCCAUGGUAAAGGGGAUUGGAGGAAUAUAUCCAGAAAUUUUGUAGUUUCUAAAACUCCAACUCAAGUGGCAAGCCAUGCACAGAAGUAUUUCAUAAGGCAGCAGCUUUCUGGGGUGAAAGAUAAGAGAAGACCAAGUAUUCAUGAUAUCACAACCGUCAAUCUCAAUGAUACUGCUAUAUCAGAUGGCAAUAGACAUUUGUCUGUAGAGCAAUCUAAUGCCCUUUUGUUGCAGCAAAAGGCUUCUAGCAUGCAGAAAAUGUUGGUUGAUUGGAACCCCUCAAAGGAUGAAUCAAUAAUGGUCUUUGAUUCUACUCAUAGCAACUUACUUAUGUCAACUCAAAAUGAUAUUGCUUCAAAUACCCUCAAACUUCAAGGGCAAAAUCUUUAUGGCAGUGCAUAUCGUGAGACUCACAUCAACCCACAUAAUUUGGUUUUCCAGAGACAUCAAAUUCGCGGUUAAGGAGGCUAUGGCUGCCCUUGUUCAUGUCAGUGGAUCCAAUUUCUAAACCUGAUUUGUGUUUUGUUCUAUAUAUGUGGUUCAGUUAAUUGUUUUCUGACCAUAAACUGAAGGUUCAUAUCCUAUGAUGUCUCAGAAUUCCAAUGAAAUCUUCUAAGCUUAGCAUGUAUCUAAAAGCAGCUUUAAUAUGGCUGCUGAUUCACUCUUUCUGCUUUAUAAAUUCUUUCUCUGUAGACAAAAUCUUGAAGAUUGUAAUUCUGAUGCUAAAAAUCUUAGUCAUUCUCAACUUUGUUCUUCAAGAAUAGUAAAAUAAUAUGUGAAUUAGGUAAAA